CAUGCUGUUUGUAAAUUACGUUGUGAUACAGGGCAUGUUUGAUACUGGGUGCAUGAAAAAAAAAUUCGCUGGAAACACGACGCUUUGCAAGCCAGGCUGUCACGUAUAAAGCUACAAGAUUUGAUACUUGAUUACCUGUUGUACUGCGGGUCUACGUAGCUUUACUGGUAAUAUUCGGAAUUUUUCCAGUGCAAAAGCAAUUCGAUAGCAAGCCUCAGAGAUCAUUGCUUCUAAACAAUUGUAUUGAAGGAUGGCAGGAAGUUACUUUUUAACUCUUCUUCAUUCAGAAAUGGAAGUAUUUUUGGCCCUCCUCGUCGUCUUGGUGGCCAGCGUGGUCUUCAUGGUCGUGCGAUGGGCGGUCAACAGGCACGAUCGCCUGAAGGUUUUCAAGAGGUACGGCAUCCCGGGUCCGGAACCGGAUUUCCUCUCCGGUAACAUGAAUCAGCUGAAGAGUGCGCCCACACCCAACGACAUCAUCACCUCCUGGCUGGGGAAGUACGGAAACGUUUUUGGAUAUUAUGUGGGGGAAAUUCCGUAUAUUGUGGUAAAUGACCUAGAAAUGCUGAAACAGGUGUUCAUAAAGGAUUCUAACGUGUUUAUCAAUCGCCCCGCCAUGUUCCUGGAUGUGGCACCCUUGAACAAAACGAUACUUGCUUUGAAAGACAAACGCUGGAAGGAAGUGCGAUCCCUCCUGACUCCGACUUUCAGUUCCGGCAAGAUCAAGCUUAUGACUCAGAUAGUGAGCAAGAAAGUCGAUGUCACGGUCCGUGUAGUCGAGAAGCAUGCUGAGAAGGAUGAAAUAUUCGACAUGUACGAGCUCGUCCAGGGCCUUACGUUGGAUGUCAUCGCUGAUUGCGCUCUGGCGAUGAAAUCGCACUGCCAAGAAAAUCCGCAAGACAUUUUCCUCGUAGCAGUGCGUGAUUUCUUCCGCUACGCCAACAAUCGAGCUGUGGAAUAUGCGAUCAUGUUCCCUUUUGUGGCAACCGUUAUGAGCUUCAUCAGCAACUACUUGACAGCAGGACAGAUGACCAACCUCAUCGUGGACAGUGUGAAGAGAGCCAUUGCUGAGAGAAGGCAGAAGCCUGAUGUCCGCAGUAUGGAUAUUUUGCAACUGAUGCUAGAUCACAAAGGAAAUGAUGGAACCGGAUCCCCAGGACUAACAGAUGAAGAGAUAAUCGCCAACGCUUACAUUUUCCUACUGGCUGGAUAUGAAACAACAGCCACCGCCUUGGCCUUCACUUUCUACUUGCUCGUCAAACACCCGGAGAUUCAGGAUCGGCUCUACAAGGAGAUUGAAAAUAUCACAGACGAUUUUGAAAAAGAUACAGAUAAUGCUUAUUCCACGGUUCAGAAUCAUCAGUAUCUUGACCAAGUCUUCAGCGAGUCCCUCCGCUUUUAUCCUCCAGUCACAGGAUUCGUGUCCAGGUUGUGUAGCGAGGACCACAGAGUUGGAACGGUGAUUAUUCCGAAGGGAGCCACGGUAUUGGCUCCUGUGUGGGACAUCCACCACGAUCCUGAGCUGUGGCCAAACCCUUGGGAGUUCGAUCCAGAGCGCUUCUCGCCGGAAAACAAGACGAACCUGAACAGCGCGGCUUACAUGCCUUUUGGAAUAGGCAAAAGAAACUGCAUCGGUGCGAGAUUCGCGCAGUUGGAAGCGAAGCUGGCCAUAUUUAGAUUGGUGAAGAAGUUCAAAUUCGAGGCCUGCGAGAAGACCGACGAUCCUCUGCCUCUGAUAUGCCACACUGUCAUCAUCAACCCAGCCAAAGGUGUCUAUCUUAAGGCUGUUCCACGAGUUUCCUGAAGCUGAGACUCUCACUGUUAUGUAAUGUUCAUUUUGAAAAUAGGCGCCAAUAAUUUAUGUACAGUAUUCUGCAAAAUAAACUUUUUGGUUUUCA
Argiope bruennichi is the source of this 1895-nucleotide messenger RNA. Its product is annotated as cytochrome P450 3A41-like. The record is from RefSeq and is a predicted model, not a curated record. The transcript has 8 exons. The coding region runs from base 251 to 1801 and encodes 516 amino acids. Gene Ontology annotation, molecular function: oxidoreductase activity, acting on paired donors, with incorporation or reduction of molecular oxygen; iron ion binding; monooxygenase activity. Lineage: Eukaryota; Metazoa; Arthropoda; Arachnida; Araneae; Araneidae.